Messenger RNA from Drosophila takahashii, 2003 nucleotides. RefSeq lists its product as uncharacterized. NCBI's taxonomy places the organism in Eukaryota, Metazoa, Arthropoda, Insecta, Diptera, Drosophilidae. The record is from RefSeq and is a predicted model, not a curated record.
GUCGAGGAAACACCAUGGAGUCGCGUAUUCAUACCUACCAAUGGGUCUACAAGUUCCUCGGCUUGUGUUACUUUUUGAUAGCUGUGGUUUUCGUAAUAUAUGGUUCAAACGUGUCGUGGAGUACGAAAAUCAAGCAAAUUCGGAACCCAAAUCUAUCGCGAAUUUCGGAAUCGGAAGACAAGCCGGAACCACAGCUAUACUAUCUGAAAACCUCCAAGUGCCACAUCCCCUAUGUGGAUCCCUUCAACGACGAAGUAAUGGAAAUAUACAAGCCGCAAACACUAAUCACCUGUUCAAAUGAGACCGAUCUCAUAUUGACAGAAUACAACGCCAGUAUUAAGCGACAUGUUUUGCACAUCGAUGAAAAAGUGGCUCUUAAAUUGCUGAACUUUACCGAAGCGGAGUACAAUUGCUUUUACCGGGAAAUCAAAUACGGGGAUCAAGCAGAAACCUUUGACAAACUCGGGGAGAAGAAGUACUUUACCAAUGGAUAUGAGGUGCCUCUGCAUGUGGAGGGGAUGAUCGUCGAGUGCCAGUUGGCAAAGGAUCCAAAAGUGGUCCUCCAGAAGGACGCCUUUACGUUCGUCCAACAUCGACCUCUGCCCAAGAACCUUGAAAGCCCGAGGGGCACUAGAAAACCAAGUGUCAUUAUGUACGGCAUCGAUUCGCUAUCCCGGAUUAAUCUACGCCGUACUAUGCCCAAGGUCUUUAAGUUCCUUCAGGGUCCUGGGUGGUACGAGAUGAAGGGAUACAACAAGGUGGGCGACAACUCAUUUCCCAAUAUAAUCGCCAUUCUCAGUGGAUACUCGGAAACUACGGCCAAGGAACAGGUGUGCGAUACUAACAAAGCGGGCUGCUUGGACGAAAUGCCAAUGAUAUGGAAGUACUUCAAGAAUGCCAGCUAUUUGACGGGUUAUGCAGAGGACGAGAGUGACUCGAAUCAUUUUACCUAUUUGAAGCCCGGUUUCUCAAAAAAACCCACGGACUUCUACUUUCGCCCAAUGCUACGGGCUUUGGAGACCGAAUUGGAUGUGUACCGAUUGCCUUACAUGCGAUAUUGUUUGGGCCGUAGAAUGGCAAAUCGUUAUGUUUUCGACUAUGGACGCCAGUUUACGAAGCGCUUCGUUCACGAGCGACCCAUUUGGGGUAUGUUCUGGUCGAAUCACUUCAGUCACGAUGAUCCCUUUAUGCCUUCGUCCAUGCAGGAGAAGGUUCUCGGGGAUCUGCUCGACUUCCAAGAGGACGGGGACUUGGAGGAAAUGAUUAUGAUAUUCUUUGCCGACCACGGUACCAGAUUUGGUCGCUUAACAGAGCUGCAGGAGGGAUUCCUGGAGGAGCGGCUGCCCAUGAUGUUCAUUCACCUGCCUCCCUGGUUCCGUGAGACAUAUCCCUCCUAUGCGCAGGCACUAGAACUAAAUCAGCACAGGCUAAGUUCCAACUUUGAUCUGCACAACACACUAAAGCACAUCAUCGAGAUUGGAGGUACCCCAGAUGGCCCGAAACUACCCAAGUCCUUCGACUGCCCCACCUGCCAGUCGCUGUUCCAUCCUCUGCCGGAGGAUCGCACCUGUCCACAGGCGGGCAUCGAGGAGCACUGGUGCACCUGUGAGCCCUACAGAAUUAUCACAGGACAGGAGUGGACGACUCCCAUUGCCCAUAGUGUGAUCGAUCGGAUGAACGAGUAUUUCGUGCACAAGAAUCUCAACCGCCUUUGCAGCAAUCUGACGCUGAACUAUAUCCACAAGACUGAGAUCAAAACGGGUCCGAACUUGGAUUAUUUCAAGGAUCUGAGGCAGGAGAGCGCCGUAUAUCGCAUAAAGUUCAAAGUAAAUCAAAAUGGCGCUGAUUUUCAAGCCACCGUGGUCUAUAAUAAUUCCACUCAAAAAGCAGAAGUGAAUGUGGAAAAAAUCAGCAGAACAAACUCAUACAAGGAAGACUCUACCUGUAUCAAUGACAAGCUUGCCAAACUGUAUUGCAUUUGCUUUGGUGACAUCAAGGCUUAA